GACACGCGAUCAGAACAUGUCGAGCUAUCAGUAGAUAUGUUACAACUCACGUGGCCUGGGGACGGUUUCCAUAGUAACUAGCGUGCUCUUCAAGUGGUAGCGUGAUGCAUAGUUAAUUGAAGCAUAAGGUAAGACUAGGCCGGAGAACACGAGAUUUGCACAACGAAGGAAAAAGGAUAAUGUUUGAACUAUCCUACUACAAGGUCUGUUUCUACGUAUAAGCACGGACGAUCGAACAAUGGAACGAGAAAUACACCACUUAUGCUAUCUUCUAUUAGGUAUACAUAAUACUGAGUUCUUCAGCUAUACCUCCACUCUAGCUAACCGGCUGUUCAUCUAACCUACAAAAGCAACAUCAAAUACACAGAGAACGUAUCCACUCACAAGGACAAUGGGUGCUAGAGCGUCUUCUGAUCGGAAUGAAAAUAAGUCAAGAAGUUGUACACCUAAUUUAUGAUGGGGACGGUUUGUUCAUACAGCAAAACGGAUAUUAUGGACGCGGAAGUGACUGAAAGAGAAGUGUUCAGAACUCGGAGAUUGUUUCGCUCUCACAGAGAGGAUGCCGAAGAGUGGAGAAAUUUAUCUUUGCAGUGCACAGUUCAUUGUUCCGAAUGUCGUAACAUUGUAGCGUUCGAGAAUACUGGGUUUGAGGUUACAGAGAUUGAGAACCACUGCACUAACUACGCCAGUUUCGACAACACUAAUAAAGGCAUAAUAGUGCCUGGUAACAUGAGCCACUGUUGUGCUAUUUGUUAUGAGAAUGGAGAAAAAAGUGAUUCAGUGUUAAGUUUAAGUGGGUCUAUAGAGGAAACAUACUGUGGUAAUGUCCACAGGGAGGAGUUGUGCGAGUGCUGCAAAUAUUGCCGAAUGGAAAGAAAAAGAUUGGGAAUAACAGGUCCAGCCCCGUGUGAAAAUUGCACGUGUACACUAUGCAAACGAGAACGUCCCUUUAUAGCUGUUAAAGCAUGGAAUGCAGGUACUGAAACCGAAACCGAAGUAUCACAAUCACCAACAGAGGUCGUGCCUUUUACUGGUAGUUUCUGCAAUCUUUGCGAUUUCUUCACUGAGGGUAGCCAUAAAGAUUGGAAUGAAUUAGAUAAGGAUAUGAACUUGAUCGUGAAAAGUCUUGAUAAACUGAAGAAUGGUAAGGAAAAACCCCCUAAGAUCGGAGUCUUCCUUCAAAAAACAGGCAACGGUAGACAACAGCUCAUCGUUCGAGAUGAAUGGACGUCCUAUCAUAUCGAAG
Molecule: messenger RNA, 1246 nt
Organism: Limulus polyphemus (Atlantic horseshoe crab)
Lineage: Eukaryota; Metazoa; Arthropoda; Merostomata; Xiphosura; Limulidae
Exons: 3
Source: RefSeq, a predicted model, not a curated record